CGCGGGGUCCUAGGGCUGGGCAGGGCAACUGGGCAGGGGAACUGCCGCCUAGUUCCCGGGUGCCGCAGAGCCCCGGUGCCUGACCUUCCCGCCAGCGUGGCAGCUAGUUCCAGGGUCGGCUCCUUCCUGGGCUGGGAGGAGGAGUUUAUGCACCGCUGUGGGCACGCUCCUUUAUUGCGAGUCAGAAGACACGUUCCCGAAGCGUAACAGCAGUGCAAGGCAUCACUGGGUCCGGGGAACUCAGCGGGCUGUGACCGAAGGCUGGGGCCAGGGGACCUGGAGGUAGCCAGUUGCUCUGCUGCCAGUCAGGGCUCUGCAACUACUUUGGCACAAGAUUUAACGAUUUUUAGUUUCCUUAAUGAGAAAAUAAGUGUCAAAGUGACCAGGCGACAAGCGACUUCUAUUGCCAAUUGCAGUGACACUUGAAGAAAGAAGGCACCAAUCCAAGACCAACUCAUGCUAAUGAAGAGGAAAGUGGAAGAGAGAGAGAAUUUAACUGCUAGUUGUAGGAUUAGACGAAACAAAGGAAGAACAGAGGCCCGAAAGGGCUCUCAUGAUCAUAUUCUUCUGGAUAUUCCUGUCACUCGAGAACAGGCAAAUCAUUAUCGGGCUGUGGCUGAAACUGCCCAUAGUGAACUAGCAGCACUUCUGGUAAAAUAUGAAUGUGCCCAAUCAGAGCUUCUAGAUCUCAGAUCCAAAAUAGUCUCUAAAAAAGUCUUAUUGCAAGAUCUUAAGACUGAAGUGGAAAGCUACAAGGAAAAUAAUGCUAGACAAUCCUCUCUACUCCUCUCUUUGCAAAAUCGAGUUCAAGAGAUGGAGGAGGAAUCAGGUAUUCUUGCCACUUCCAAGAAACAGACUGACCUAACAGCACAGGCUGUGCUUCAGGAGAACUGGGAGCUGAAGGAGAAGAUCGAUGACCAAGAAGCCAAACUAAACAAAUAUUUGAAUGAGUGUGAAGAAAGCAAGAAUCAAGUUUCUGAGAUCAGCUGGAAGCAUGGUGAAUUCUUAGCACAGCUUUCUGGAUUCCUGGACGUAGACAUCAGAGGAAAAGAGGAACCACACAAACAUUUAAUUUCAAAGGUCAGCGAGCUGCAUAAAGAAAAUAUGAUGCUAAAAGGGCAGAUUGCCACUCUUGCAGAGGCUAUCAAUAGUCAUGAGAUCGAGUCAAAAGCUAGCAGAGAAACCAUCAUGAGGCUUGUUUCAGGAGUGAGCAAAGAGCAGAAAAAGGCUGUAACUUACUCCCAAGACAUGGACAAGCUUAGCAAGGACCUGGAGAGUGCUUUGACAGCCAGACAGAAUCUAGAGAGGGAGAUCAGAGUCCUCCAAGAGAGUCUGGCUGCUAGCCAGAAGGCUUGGGAAGCCUCAAAGCAGGAACUGCAUCACAUGAAGAGAUGUUCCAGUGAGCUGGAUGCGAGUCUGAAGAGCAGCAUAGAAGAGGCCAGGACUGCUCAGAGCCUGCUGAGUGCUUUUAAAGGGCAAGUUGCUUCCCUUCUCAGCAAUAGCUCUGUAACUGUUAAAGCCUCUGAGGAGGCCAUCAUGGAGAGAAUUCGAGAACUGGGCCAUAGGGAAGAGAGCAAAAAGAUAAUGGUGUCCCAGUUUGAAGCCCAAAUAGCUAAACUGACUGAACAGCUGGAGAAUCAGACCAGAUUGCACCAGGAGUCUCUGCAAAAAGCCAGGAAAGCAGAAAAACAAUGUGAGACACUUCAGGAUCAAUUCAUGCGUCUGGAUGGGGAGUUGGUGUCUGGAGACGUGAUGCUAGAUGGUUUGAAGCUCGAGAAACAAAAAUAUCUUACGUUUUUGGAACAGCUUUCAGAUAAAAUGAACCUUAACAGCGUAGCAGCUGAGAUUGGGUUUGACAUAAGUCUAGAUGCAAUUCUGGCCCGUGCAGAGCAGUUGAUCAAACUGGAAAGUGAUGCAGUGAUUGAAAACAAGACCAUGGCAUACAAUUUACAAAGGAAGUUGAAAGCUCAGAAAGAAAAGCUUGAGAGCAAAGAGCUACAUAUGAACCUUCUGCGGCAGAAAAUAUCCCAGCUGGAAGAGGAGAAGCAAGUGCGAACAGCCCUGGCUGUAGAGAGGGAUGAGGCCAACCUCACUAUUAGAAAGUUACAUAAGAAGAUGGAGAGGUUACAGAAGGAGCUGGCCCUGGCUAGAGACUCUAACACUGAUCUCAAAGCCAAACUAUCUGACACCAAUGAACUUAAAGUCAAAACUCUGGAGCAAACUAGAACCAUUGAGGAACUAAACAAGUCCCAAGGGAAGCUGGAGAAGAUGAAGGAGAAGGCUGAGAAGCAGUUGAUCUGCGUCAAAUCAGAACUACAGUUUACGGAGCACGAAGCAAAGGAAGAUAAAGAAAAGGCAAGGAGCAUGCUAGAAGCAGUUACUAGUGAACUGAAGGCACUUAAAACAACUCUGGCAGAGGUUUCAAAAAGAGAAAGGCAGCUGGCAGAAUUCCGUGAGGUGGUCUCUCACAUGUUGGGCCUUAAUAUUACCAGCCUUGCUCUCCCUGACUAUGAAAUCAUCACACAUCUUGAGAGAUUGAUCCAUUCUCAUCAGCACCAUUUUGUUCCCUGUGUCUGCCUCAAUGUGGCAGUGAGGCAAGAUGGACACUUGCAAAGCCACUUACAGCUUCUUCACUGAAUGGCUGAAUUUCUUCACUGUAUUUGAGAGACCAGCUGGACAGAGCUCAGCACUAUUCAUUUUCAGCACUGUGUCCAGGGGUCAUUGUGGGUAAUUUGAGCCAAUAUUUCUAUAACCAUCUCUGUGUAAAUGUAUAUAUGAAGUGAAAUUAUGGGCCCUCUUGAAAGCAAGAGGAAGUUAGCCAUUGCCUUCAGCAGAGCUAGGAAUUCACUCACUGUACUGGCAACAAACAAAAUACAGAAAAGGAGACACCUUUAAUUUCUUCCACUAUAGAUUGUGAAGUAUUUUUAAUAAGCAAUAUUUUAGUACAACUAACAAGUGUCUGUUUCCCUGACUAGAAAUGAUCACAUGUAAUUCCUUCUACUGUUAAUGGCAGUUACCUGUAUGAAUUCACAUAAGUUGUUAAGAGAAAAGCACCUCCAAUAUAAAGUUUGUAUGUAAUCAAGAUCUAUGUGCUUGACAUACCAUAUGUGAGAUAUAGGCCUGCCUCUGCUUCAUGGUUUGUAGGGCAGCCAGAUUGUGAAAGUUCUCUUGAGUAGUUGGGCAAAUAAGAGCGGUAUCUAUACAGUUACACAUGUGUUGUUCUCAUCAUUGUUAGCCUCUCUGCACCCACCUUCAUUCAUCAUUAGCAGCUUGAUUGGGUAGUGGAAUGCCAGAGGAUAUGAAGUUUGGAAAUAGCGUGCUCUCCCCUCAGAGCAGUGUUGUGAUGCAAUGCACAUUGUAAUUGCAACAUGUUUCUUUUUGCACAGUUAGUGUACCAUAGAGGAGUUGGGAGCAUGUGAAUAGCACAAGGCUAGCCAAUAUUCAUACAAUAGUAUGGGAGCCCUGGAAUGGACAAAAUUGACCCUCCGUUAUGUAAUGUACUUUUUAAUAGAUGUUGAUCUCUACAAAAAUCAAGAAGGGGAAAAGACCUUCUAGCCGUUUAGCUUUUCCUUCAGUUAAGGAUGAUGCAUUGGAAUGGAAGAUGCCCAGCUGCCACUUUCAAGAUCAGACCUCCAUUUCUGUGCAUUUUUAUGCAUGAACUGGUUUUAGUUUGGAUAAAUCUGAUUGCAUUUGUAUGCCAUAAAAGGACCACAUUUUGGCAUGAAGAAUGUAAUUUUUCUAGUACCAAUCUUGCUUCACUACUCGGGUGCCAAAACAAAGGUCUAAAAUUAUUUUCUAUCUCUUUAAUAUUAAUCUUUUCACAUGCGGACCUGUCAUUUAAACAGGACAGAUAUUUUUGGUGGGAUCACAUCUUACCUUCACUUCCUGAAAAGAAAAUCUUAAUAAUGUUUUCUUAGAGCAGCAGAAAUCUUUUCUUACCUGCUGUAGUUUGUCAGGCGGUUGCUUUUUAAGCAGUUGAAGUUGUAGCUCUUCUUAAUUAAAAAUUAAUUUAAAAAUAUUCUGAUCCAAUUCUUCCAAAAGUUGAAUGACAAAAAGAAACUUGAUUAAAAAAAUAUCUCUUGACUGUUGUCCAGAAAUGGCUUUUAAUUUGAUUUUUACUAGUGUUCUUUCAAGAUCUUCUAUAACACAUUCUUUUUUUAUUAAAUUGAAUUGUAAAUCCUAUUUUAAUUGAGCAUUCAGCUGUCCUUUCAUGUACUUAAUCUCUCUUCCAUUUGCAUAUCUCAUGUGCACAAAAUAACACCUAAUAGGCACAUGCCCUUGUCAUGAAAUAAAUUUAAGCUUCCAGGAGAUGGGGCAUCUCAACAGAGAUUACUUCAGUCAUUAAACAUUCUUAAUCUAUAUUUUAAGGAAAAUUAUUUAUAAUCUUCAUGAUCUUUGUUUUUCUUAAAAAAAAAAAAAUCUUAGCACAGGAUUAGGAGGGAUUUCAUAUGUAAUGCACAAUUGGCUACAUGCCAUGUAGAUUGAUUUUUUUUGUUUUUAUUUUGCUUUUCUAUGAAACAUUCCAGAGCUUGUGAUUGUGGGUUCCAGUCCCACCCAUGUCCCUUCCCACCCUGAGAGCAGCCAGACCACCAUCACCAACACCUUCAGGGCUGGAGUUUGAGGCAGAUAAAUUAGAUGACCUGCUAAAGGCCACAAACAGAUUCAGUGUCUGUGAGAUUAGAGCAGGGAUGUUCUUCGGUGCUCAAACCAAGAGACCAAGGGUGAAAUUCUGGCCUUUUUGAAGCUGGUAGCAAAGCCCCUGGUGACUUCAGUGGAGGCAGGAUUUCCCCUCAAGUCCAAAGAAAGGCCGUAUAGUCUCUUGUGUUUUAAGCCCAGGACUAGCAGAAUCAGGAACUUGUGUUCUAAUUUUGGCUUUGACUUUGUUCCCUUAAUUUUUAAAUUGUUCUAUAUGCAGAAAUAGUACAUCAAUGACACUACAUCUCUUAUUUACAAUAUUUGCUUUUCUUCUGGAAGAAUUACUGGUAUCUUUGCUCAUUUAGCUAAAGCAAAUAAAAAUAAACAUGACAUGAACAAAGUUCAGAAUGAUUUUUUUAACCAUGCAGUUUAAUUAAUCCCUGAACAAAGUUUAAGCUGAUUUGUAAUCUUCUACUUUGUUUCAUGUAAUGUCAAGAACUUCAGACUCAUUAUUUUUCACAAGAAAAAAUUAUUUUAUUUAAAAUUCUCUUAGAAUCUUUUAUUUUCAAACCAGGAUGCAGCAACCUAAAUCCAAAUUAAUUAAAACCUUCCCCAAAAUACGUUUUAAGAUAGAAAAGGCUUGGAAUACCAUGUGCUAACCGUUACUCUUAGGAGCAGAGUAUUGUUUUCUCUGCGUUUGUUUCAGUGAGUAAGAAUAAAGAGUAAGUUUACAGAGUUGGCCACUAUUUCUUUACAAGGGUUACCCUUUCAUUACCGUAGAGGAUUAUAUUAGAUAGAAAUUAUUUUAAAAAUGGAAAUGUAUUUUCUUGUAAUGUGCAUAAAGCUAUAGAAUGUUUUCAAUCAAAGGUCCACAUUUUGCUAUCAAUUUUUGUGAUAAAACUGAAGUAAUUCCACUGAAUGUAAUGCUGUUAGAUUUGCAAUGGUAAACAAGGCAGAAUUUGGCUCGACUUGUUUACAAUUUUCACACUAAUCACUGAAAUUAAAAUAAAUUGCAUAUAAUUUGUUGAAUUUUAAUCUUUUUCUCUUCCUAUCUUUUUUUGAACAAAUUGUCACAGUUUUUGUACUGGAUAAAACAAUAUAUUGUAUCCUGUGUGCCACAGAAAUAAGAUAAAGGAUUGUUUUUAAAAAAAA
Molecule: messenger RNA, 5787 nt
Organism: Pelodiscus sinensis (Chinese soft-shelled turtle)
Lineage: Eukaryota; Metazoa; Chordata; Testudines; Trionychidae
Source: RefSeq, a predicted model, not a curated record